AUUUAUUUACAUAAAAUAAUUUCAUUCUUCAAACAAAUAACAAAUCGUAAAAAUUUCGAGAACAUUUGAGUUUUCUCAAAAUGUGCAUAGUUCCUUCAGUGCUCCGCAAUGCGUUAGCAACAAGCCGAAAGAAUAUCCCACUAAAAGCAAUACGUCAGUACGCGGACUACAACAAGACGAGGGUGAACCUCAAGCUGACCGCCGAAUCGACACUCAUAUGUCAAGGCUUCACCGGCAAACAGGCGACAUUUCAUUGUCAGGAGACGCUGAAAUAUGGCACGAAAUUGGUAGGCGGUGUUUCGCCCAAGAAAGGUGGCACUAAACACCUCGACAAGCCCGUCUUUGCCACCGUCGAGGAGGCCAAGAAAGCCUUAAAUCCGCACGCGACAGUGCUCUAUGUACCCGCACCGGGUGCGUUCAAGGCAGUUGAGGACGCACUCAAAGCGGAAAUACCGCUGAUCGUCAUCAUUACCGAGGGUAUACCACAGCAUGAUAUGGUGCGUGUGAAGGAUGCGCUAAUGCAGCAGGAGAAAAGUCGCAUAGUUGGACCCAACUGUCCGGGCAUUAUAGCACCGGAGUGGUGUAAGAUCGGCAUUAUGCCGGGUAAUAUACAUAAGCGCGGUUGUGUGGGGGUCGUUUCGCGUUCGGGCACACUGACUUACGAAGCGGUCAAUCAGACUACUCAGCAUGGACUCGGUCAAACACUGUGCGUGGGUAUAGGCGGUGAUCCCUUCAACGGCACCAAUUUUAUUGAUUGCAUCGACAUUUUUCUCAAAGACCCCGAUACAAAGGCUAUUGUGAUGAUUGGCGAAAUUGGCGGCAACGCCGAGGAGGAUGCGGCUGAGUAUUUGAAGCAACACAAUUCCGGUGAUAAGGCUAAGCCGGUUGCUGCCUUCAUCGCUGGAAGAACCGCGCCACCGGGCCGGCGUAUGGGCCAUGCGGGCGCUAUAAUAUCCGGUGGCAAAGGCAAGGCCAUCGACAAAGUGAAGGCUUUAGAAAAGGCAGAUGUUUUGGUUACAGCUAAUCCAACUUUGAUGGGCAAGGUGCUGGCGGAUGAGAUGAAGUGUCGCAAAUUGAUUUGAGAUGUUCGGUGAUGGAAGUAUUAUUUUGAGAUAAUUGC
Messenger RNA from Bactrocera neohumeralis, 1120 nucleotides. RefSeq names its product succinate--CoA ligase [ADP/GDP-forming] subunit alpha, mitochondrial-like. The transcript has a single exon. NCBI's taxonomy places the organism in Eukaryota, Metazoa, Arthropoda, Insecta, Diptera, Tephritidae. Bases 81 to 1082 code for a protein of 333 amino acids. The record is from RefSeq and is a predicted model, not a curated record. Gene Ontology annotation, biological process: tricarboxylic acid cycle. Gene Ontology annotation, molecular function: succinate-CoA ligase (GDP-forming) activity; succinate-CoA ligase (ADP-forming) activity. Gene Ontology annotation, cellular component: mitochondrion; succinate-CoA ligase complex (ADP-forming).